UGUGUAGGUCAUGGGGAAUUCAUACGCUGGCCAGUUGAGGACCACGCGCUUUGAGGAGGUCCUGCACAACUCCAUCGAGGCGUCUCUCCGUUCCAGCACAGUGGUUCCCAGGCCUGUGUUCUCUCAGCUCUAUCUGGAGACAGAGUCUCACUCGCUCUCUCAGGAUGGACGAAUGGAGAAUGAGGAAGAUGAUGAUGAAGAUGACUCAGAGUCCAACAGUCCCCCGAUCCCGUACCAGAUGAAGCCGCCACCUGAGGGUUGCUGUACCACCGACGGGUUCUGCCAGGCAGGAAAAGACCUGCGUCUGGGUUCUAUGGCAGCGGACUCUCUGGAAGUCCCCCCUGGGUUUCUCCUGGUGGGGGCCAAAUCUCCCAGUGUGCCUGAUCACAUAUUAGUGUGUGCUGUCGAUCGCCGCUUCCUGCCCGAUGAGCGUGGGCGCAAUGCACUUUUAGGGUUUUCGGGCGACUGCAUGGGCUGUGGAGAGAAGGGCUUUCGUUACUUCACUGAGUUCUCCAACCACAUCAACCUGAAACUCACCACGCAGCCCAAGAAACAGAAGCACUUAAAAUACCACCUCCUGAGAAACAGCCAGGGUCAACUCAUCAGGGGCCCACCCAUACGCUGGAAAGGCAUAGAUACCCGUGUGAGACAGUCUAUCCCAAACACAUCAGUGGGGGCCACGCCCACAGAGGAACAGAGCACUGGUUCUGGAUCAGCUGACUUACUGACCAGUACAAGUUAUACCACCCUAACCACACCCACCUACACAGAUCUGAGUUCCCAUCUCCACACGGCAGAAGCCGCCCCCACUAUGACCAAUGGGAAUCAUGCACCGGUAUCCCAGCAUCCUUUGCCCCAGCCCGGCGUGGUGGCUCAGGGUCCCGGCAGGUCAUCUGUAACAGGCUCCAUGGCAAACACUGGCCCUCCAAAGAAGAGACACAAAGGCUGGUCUCCAGAGUCAUCAGCUCAGCCUGAAGCCCCACCCAAACCCAGCUACCCCAGUGCCCCUAAUGGAGCCAAACCAGCAGAGUCUGGAGCUGUGGGGUGUGUCUCCCAGGGAUCCUCUCCUCCUGUUCCCGUGGGGGAGUUUGUCACAGUGCCCGAUCGACUACUUCACACCUGCCGACUGCAGCCAGUGAUCUUCACAGGUCACGGGGCUCUCCCGCGGCUCUGUGGGAGCGUAGGGGAGGUGUUAGUGAACACGGAGCUGCAAGCGUGUUACCGCAGCACACAGUCCCUCCCCCGCGUCUAUGAGCAGUACGGCGCCUCCCCUGUCCAGCCCCUCUCCACACAAAUGCAGAUUCUCCUCACCGUUUACUACCUGGUCCAGCUGGCUCCUGAUCAGGUUUUGCUGAUAGAGGACCUGGAGCAGAUCUUCAUGCGUUCCUGGCGUGAAUCCCACCUCACGGAAGUGAGGCAGUACCAGCAGACCCACCCUCCCCUCCCAGCCCAGCUCCCGGGCCUGGCCCACCCCCUGACCCCCACGCAGCUGCCCUGGUUGACCAAGCUGGCCACCAGCUCCUGCAGGGAGACCGUUCUGGUCCUGGACACUGCCUCCUCAUUGGCUGAAGCUCUGGAUGACGUCUUUCAGAGGCUGAUGGAGGGAAAACUGGCCCAGACCAACUACGUGGUGGUGAUCGUCACGGCCAGAAGCCCAGAGAUCGAGUCCUGCGUCGUGGUGACAGGUAAACGCCAGGCCCGAGCAUUGGCGGAGAGUAUGUAUUCAGCCAGUGAUGCUCUGAGAGAAAUCAGUUACCAGCUCUCCUCUGGUCUGGCUGCUGAGUUCACCACUUACUGCAGCUCCCUAGGGCCAGAUGGAGAUAUGGAGAGUUUGCUGGAGAAGGCGGCAGAGAAUCCUUCGUCUCUGUGCAGAAGUCUGGAGCCGUCUGCGGGGAGUGGAGACAGUCCAAAGACUGCCUGUACAGAGUAUCAUGUGGAGUGGCGUGAGAUCAGGCCCAUCCAGCUGGCGGUGGCUCGCAAGCUUCUCUCCCAUGUCUGUGCCAUCGCUGACUCCAGCACACAGAACUUGGACCUGGGCUCCUUCGACAAGGUGGAGUUCCUCAUCUGUGUCCCGCCUUCAGAGGUCACCUUCCAGCAGGUCGUCAUGCACCUGUGGAACUCAGGUGUACUGCAGGAACUGGGGCUGGACCAGGACUGCGUGUCGAUGAAAGAAGCAGAGCGGUAUGUGGUGAAACUGGACCAGGAGGCCAUCGGGAAGAUUGACAGCCUGAUCCAGAGGUCUAAGAUGAACCCUUACACCCUCUUCAUCCUGGUCCAUGACCACGCCCACUGGGACGUCAGCAGUGGGCAGUACGGGUUGAAUGAUUCUGGAAAGGGAUUGGUGGACAAGCUCCUGAACUGCCGUCAGAUUUGGGACGCUCCCAACAUCCUGACUCUCCACGUCACCUCCUUUCCCUUCUCCCUGCAGACCCAGUGCACACGCAUCAGCCCUUACAACGAGAUCCACUGGCCCUCAGGCUUCAAUAACGAUAUGGAUCUGUAUCAUGAGAAAACGAAGUAUUUCGGUGUGUCUGAGUUACUGGAGACCACGCGUUCAGGGAGAGGAAUUCCCCUGCUCCGCUACGACAGCUCAUUUGAAAGCAUGGCCGCCGCUCUGGAGGAGAGGUUUCCCAGACUUCACAGCACCGUGAUCCGGACCCACGUUCUGGUCCAGCAGUACUCCGUGGCUCUGAUGGCGGCGUCGGGCCAGGCCGAGCUACAGAAACACACAUCGGUGGAGACGAUGGAGAUGGUGCAGUGCCUACUGAACUCCGCCCAGCGAUGCCAAAGCCAGCACGGGCACAUGGUCCUGCUCCGCAUACCCUCCCCUGCCCUGGCAGCAAUGGCCCACCAGCGUCUCUGCCACGUCCGACAAAAACUGGGCCUCCAAGACCAGUUUGAGAUUAUACUGGGCCAUCCUGGCUCUGCUCUCUCACUGAGCAAACACUUUCUGGACCAACUGAAGGUUUGGCUGAAAGUGCAAGAGCCCGACUGGACUCCACGCACCUAUCUGGAGCUGGAGGCUCUCCCCUGCAUCCUCAUCCUCACUGGUGCCGAUCCACUGGGAGAGUCCCUGCCCAGGUCUCUGAAGUACUGUGAUCUGCGGGUGGUAAACUCCUGGUGUCUCCAGAGGACGGCGCUGGAGCAGGAGCUGGGUCUGGCCGCCUACCUGCUGAAGGCAGAACACACCGGGCAGCGUGGCACCAGCGCCUCCAGCGACCUGUCCGAGAGCGACCCCGAAAAACUCAGCGGCACCGAUAACGAGGAGGAGGAGGUGGCGGAGGGUCAGUAUCAGGCAUCUCCGAGAGCUGGUGCUUCUAGGUCAAAGCAGGCACAGGGACUUCCCCAGCCUGAGCAGAGAGACCAAGACAAACCGCCCCACUCGGGCCCCUCCGACCCCUCCCCCUGUCCGAGACGCCCCUCCAAAUCCACCUCCUCGGCGUCCUCCUCCGCCUCCGGCCCCCGCCAGCGCUGCUCCUGGGCCCGGGGUCUCGGACGCCCCCCCGUGGUGCUGCUGCCCAAGGCCGUUUACGACGUCAUCACCGCCCUUGACCCCAGCGGCCUGCCCAAGUCCACCUCGUUCCUGCCUCACGUCUCCGUGGAGUGGGCCAGCUCCUUCAGACCUCUGCUCAGUAAGAUGAUGACGUGCACGGAGCAGUCUCUGUACUACAGACAGUGGACCGUCCCCAAACCCAGUCACAUGGACAGCAGUAACCGCGCACAGGGACGCAACGAUAACUUCCACCCUCGCCGCCUACUGCUCAGCGGGCCUCCACAGGUGGGGAAGACUGGGGUGUAUCUGCAGUUUCUGGGUUUUCUGUCCCGCAUGCUGAUCCGACUGAUGGAGGUAGACAUCUAUGACGAAGAGGAUGUUAACCAAAAUCCUCAGAUGGAACUGGCCCAGUACCAUCAGCCUAUCGCGUCCUGGCCGAACGCGGACACCGUCCGGGGAAUGCCUUUCGAUUACGUCGUCCACGACCCCAAGUACGAGGACAUCAGCACCGUGUACUCCCCUCACUUCAGUCCAAACGAGGAGGGGAGGCCGAGACGGCAGGAGGACGUGUAUCUGCGCAGGCGGACAGCUCGGAUAAAACUGUCCAAAUACGCCGCUUACAACACCUACCACCACUGUGAACAGUGUCACCACUAUAUGGGCUUUAACCCACCAUACCAGUUGUACGAGUCGACGCUUCACGCAUUCACCUUCUCUCACCUGCUGCUCGGCGAGGAGAUCCAACUCUAUUUCAUUAUCCCCAAGUCCAAAGAGCAUCACUUCUCUUUCAGCCAAUCAGGAGGCCAGCUGGAGAGCAUGAGGCUGCCCCUCACCUCUGAUUGGAAUCCUGACUGUAUUAAAAGCCCCAUUUUCACUCCGACCACCGGACGUCACGAACACGGUCUGUUCAACCUGUACCACGCCAUGGACGGCGCCUCUCACCUGCACAUCCUGGUGGUGAAAGAGUACGAGAUGGCCGUCUACAAAAAAUACUGGCCCAACCACAUCAUGCUUGUGCUGCCCACCAUCUUCAACGGGGCUGGGAUAGGGGCAGCUCAUUUUCUGAUUAAGGAGUUGUCGUAUCAUAACCUGGAGUUGGAGAGGAGUCGACGCGUGGAGCACGGGAGUCGCCCGCAGGACGUCUGGCCGUUCAUCAUCCUCGCCGACGACUCCUGCGUCAUGUGGAACAGUGUGGAGGUCGAUCCCAAGAGCGGAGCUGCAGGAGCAGAGAGGAACGUGUCUCUGAAGCAGGUUCUGCAGCACAUGGAGUCCAGUCCGGACCUGACUCAGUACGGGCUGUGCGGGCUGAGGAAGUGGUCGAGUCGGGGAGUCGGGCCGGGCUGGCGCCGGGAGCCGUUUACGCGUGGACACCUCCACGACUUCCUGCUGCUCAAUGUGGACCUGACCCAGGAUGUUCAGUACAACCAGAACAGAUUCACGUGUGACGAUGUGGACUUUAAUCUGCGGGCUCACACUUCUGGGCUUCUCCUGUGUCGCUUCAACAACUUCAGCGUAAUGAAGAAGCAGAUCGCCAUUGGAGGAUAUCGUACCUUCAUCGUCAAGACCAAGACAACAGACGUGGCCACUGCAGUGCAGCCAGCUCAGUACGUCUGUGCCCCAGACAGCAAACACACCUUUCUGGCCACACCGGCACAGUUCCUCCUAGAGAAGUACCUCCAGCACACCAGCCAUCGGCUUUUUCCCCUCAGCGCGAGGAACUACAGCCACCCCGUGCUCUCUGUCGACUGUUACCUCAACCUUGGGCCAGAGGUGACAGUGUGUUUCAUCAGUUCCAGACCUCACUCUGUGAACAUCAGUACCACGGGCCUGCUCUUCAGUGGUCUGCUGCUGUACUUCUGUGACUCUUUUGUCACCCCGGGUUUCCUGAAGAAGUUCCAGUUCCUCAAAGGUGCCACACUGUGUGUAAUCUGUCCAAAUCGGAGUUCCCUGCGUCAGACGGUUGUUCGUCUGGAGCUGGAGGAUGAGUGGAGGUUCCGUCUGAGUGACGAGUUUCAGACGGCCAACGCCAAGGAAGACCAGCCUCUCUUCUUCCUCACCGGAAAACACAUAUAAUACCUUUAUAAAACGUUUUUUAUCACGAGCGUUACCAAGAUUACCUUCUCACAAUGCUCUUCUAACACACCUGUAACACUCACAUAACAGACGUACAACACAUGGGCUGCGCAUUUCAGAGAAGCAACACAAAGAUGAUUGAUUUGUCAUGUUCCUCACUGGCAAACACAUUUAACACAAACAAACACUCAUAUAAUCCCCAGACUGCCUUUGCUUCAUCACUAUACCUUAACCUGCUGAUUUUGUACAUAUACAAGACUUGAACUCUCUCUGUAUAUAAUGAAUUGGAUUUGCUGUAAUUUCACUAUGUCUUAUUCCCUUG
Chanos chanos (milkfish) is the source of this 5888-nucleotide messenger RNA. RefSeq names its product growth regulating estrogen receptor binding 1 (gene greb1). Lineage: Eukaryota; Metazoa; Chordata; Actinopteri; Gonorynchiformes; Chanidae. Bases 11 to 5566 code for a protein of 1851 amino acids. The record is from RefSeq and is a predicted model, not a curated record. The transcript has 31 exons. Gene Ontology annotation, biological process: multicellular organism development.